AUGACGUCAUUACCUCACUUCUCUUCUCUAAACGGAACUCCUCUGCGCUGCUUCCUGCGCUCGGAGCUCAGCGAGGAGAACCUGGAGCUCUGGCUGGCGUGUGAAGAGUACAAGAGCGCAUCCGGGUCCCACAACAUCUACAACCUGUUCAUCAACCCUGAUGCUCCUCGGGAGGUGAAUCUGGACAGUGAGACCCGCGAGGCGUUGACGGGGCUGAUGGAGGAUCCCACAGCGGACACGUUUGGCGAGGCUCAGCAACGGAUCUUCUCCCUGAUGGCUAAAGACUCGUUCCCACGUUACCUGCGCUCCUCUUACAGCCAGCAGCCUCUCAAAGUCCUGUGAGACACGCUGUGCUGGCAAACCCUGCGUAUCUGAGGUCUAGACCAGAUCUGCAGU
Molecule: messenger RNA, 396 nt
Organism: Sinocyclocheilus anshuiensis
Lineage: Eukaryota; Metazoa; Chordata; Actinopteri; Cypriniformes; Cyprinidae
Product: regulator of G-protein signaling 8
Exons: 3
Coding region: 1-342 (113 amino acids)
Source: RefSeq, a predicted model, not a curated record